AUGUAUAAUAAUUCAACAAGAACUAAUUUAAAAGAAGAAGAACAAUUAUUAGAAGAAACAGCAUUAAAUUGGUUUAAAAGAUUAAAUUUUGAUGGAUUACUUUUUCAAACAGGACAUAAAUUGUUUGAUGAUUUAAAAAUGAUUUCGAGCGGAGAAAUUGUUGAAAUUGUUGGCUGUGAUGCUUCGGGAAAAAUGCAAUUAGGAAUGACUUUAAUUGCUGAAUUAUUAUUGUCAGAAGCAAAAAGGGAUAGACAAGUGAUUGUUAUUGAUUUUAAUGGAUCUUUUCGUAUUGGAAGAUUGGAACGAAUUUUGAUGCAUAAAAUGUGA
This is a messenger RNA of Meloidogyne enterolobii, 327 nucleotides long. NCBI's taxonomy places the organism in Eukaryota, Metazoa, Nematoda, Chromadorea, Rhabditida, Meloidogynidae. The record is from the annotation of a GenBank genome assembly.